Messenger RNA from Carassius auratus (goldfish), 1537 nucleotides. Its product is annotated as ATP-dependent 6-phosphofructokinase, platelet type-like. The transcript has 10 exons. Gene Ontology annotation, biological process: canonical glycolysis; fructose 6-phosphate metabolic process; fructose 1,6-bisphosphate metabolic process. The record is from RefSeq and is a predicted model, not a curated record. Bases 182 to 1090 code for a protein of 302 amino acids. Gene Ontology annotation, molecular function: ATP binding; AMP binding; identical protein binding. Lineage: Eukaryota; Metazoa; Chordata; Actinopteri; Cypriniformes; Cyprinidae. Gene Ontology annotation, cellular component: membrane; 6-phosphofructokinase complex.
GAGUUUUAAUCCACUCUUAGGAAAUGUUUGUUGCAACACAUUUUUGAUUCACUAUGCUCUCCUUUCUCAGAUAAAAGAGAUCAAAUGGGCAGAUGUAGGUGGAUGGACGGGUCAGGGUGGAUCCCUCCUGGGAACUAAACGAACACUUCCUGCAAAGCACAUCGACAAAAUUGCAGAACAGAUGCGGAAGUAUAACAUAAAUGCACUGUUAGUGAUCGGAGGAUUCGAGGCCUUCCUGGGGAUCAUGGAGUUGUUAGCAGCCCGCGGGACUUAUGAGGAGUUGUGUGUGCCAAUGGUCAUGGUGCCGGCCACAGUCUCCAACAAUGUGCCCGGCUCAGAUCUCAGCAUUGGCGCAGACACGGCUCUGAACGCCAUCACUGUUACAUGUGACCGUAUUAAGCAGUCUGCCAGUGGAACGAAGCACCGGGUGUUCAUCAUCGAGACCAUGGGAGGUUACUGUGGUUAUCUGGCCAGUGUUGGUGGACUGGCGUCUGGAGCAGAUGCUGCAUAUAUCUUUGAGGAGCCGUUUGACAUCAAAGAUCUUCAGUCUAAUGUAGAGCACUUGACCGAGAAAAUGAAGACCAGCAUUCAGAGAGGACUAAUCCUGAGGAAUGAGAACAGUAAUGAAAACUACACCACAGACUUCAUCUAUCAGCUCUACUCCGAGGAGGGCAAGGGAGUGUUUGACUGCAGGAAGAAUGUCCUGGGUCACAUGCAGCAGGGUGGUGCUCCUUCUCCAUUUGACCGUAACUUUGGGACCAAAAUCGCUGCUAAGGCCAUGCAGUGGAUCUCCAGGAAACUGAAUGAAAGCUACAGACAGGAUGAAGGGAGAGUGUUUGCUAACACAGAAGACUCGGCCUGUUUGCUGGGCAUGCGGCGGCGUGCGUUGCUCUUCCAGCCUGUGGUUCAGCUCAGAGAUGAGACUGACUUUGUUCACAGAAUCCCUAAGGAACAAUGGUGGCUGAAGUUACGUCCACUCAUGAAGAUCUUGGCCAAGUACAAGACCAGCUACGAUGUGUCAGACUCUGGACAGCUAGAACAUGUGGUCCUCAACCGCCCCAAAGAGUCUGAGGCCAUGGCUGCCAUUUAAAGAUCCAAGUAGGGGCAGUGUUCAAAGGUCAUGCAUUAGACGGGCCCAUCUGUCCCGUGAGCAUUGUCGUUGACACUUUUAUUCUCUGGGCUGCACCACUUUGUUUUGUCAGCGCUUUGUUUGAAAAAUGUCACCCUUUGUUAUUUUGCAGAAAUCAAUGUUAAAUUGUAUGAGAGUGUAAGAAGCAGUGUUUUUUUUUGCCGUUUUAUUUCCUGUCGCCGGUUGGAGCGGCGGCUCUGCUGUGUUGCAAUAGUGCUCCGCUUCAAAGCACAUUUCUCUUUCUCUCUGAAGUUCUCAGAAAGAAGCAAAAAAAUCCACUUUCCGGUGUGAAGCGCCAUAUGCGGUGAAGUCCACAUUGCUAGAGCACCAUUUGAUGUUUGAAUGUAUUGCAUCAUCAAGUGUUAACAUUUGCCUGACCAAUAAAAACCAUGAUCACAUGUGUGAAAA